Molecule: messenger RNA, 8544 nt
Organism: Colletotrichum lupini
Lineage: Eukaryota; Fungi; Ascomycota; Sordariomycetes; Glomerellales; Glomerellaceae
Product: polyketide synthase
Exons: 8
Coding region: 1-8544 (2847 amino acids)
Biological process (GO): NAD+ metabolic process; NADP+ biosynthetic process; secondary metabolite biosynthetic process
Molecular function (GO): fatty acid synthase activity; zinc ion binding; oxidoreductase activity
Source: RefSeq, a predicted model, not a curated record
AUGUCAAAGCCCGAGCCCAUAGCGAUUUGCGGCAUUGGUCUGCGGUUACCUGGCGGCAUCAAUACCCCAACUUCACUGUACAAUUUCCUCAUCAACCGCAAAGAUGCGCGCUCCAAACCAGAUCGUCCGCGAUACCACUCGCAAGACCACCACUUCACAGCGAGCGGCAAAUCAGGACCUUUACCGACAGAGGAAGGAUACUGGCUCUCACACGACGAUGUAUUCAAAUUCGACCCGUCAAUGUUUUCUAUGAACCCCAAGGAGUUGCUGAAACUAGACCCUCAGCAGCGGCUGCUUCUGCAAGUCGUCUGGGAGGCGCUGGAGAGUGCUGCAGAAACAGAUUGGCAAGGGCAGAGGAUUGGGUGUUACGUGGGCAGUUUUGGAGAUGACUGGCGAGAAAUGCACGCCAUUGAUGCUCAAGACGAUGGCAUCAUGACCGUCCGCACAGCAUGCUCAGCUGCCGGUCUAGCAGUCCACCUAGCCUGCCAGGCAAUACGUGCCGGCGAAUGCGAUUCCGCGAUCGUUGCCGGGGCGAAUUUGAUACUCUCGCCAGGCUUCACCAAGCUCAUGGCCGAGCAGAGCGUACUUUCGCCCGAUGCUUCGUGCAUGACGUUCGACGCCAGUGCGAAUGGCUAUGCCCGUGCAGAAGCCAUCAAUUGCCUCUACAUCAAAAAGCUCGACUGCGCGAUCCGCGACGGGAAUCCGAUUCGUGCUAUUAUUAGAGGGUCAGCAACGAACUCUGACGGGAGGACCCUUGGCUUGACAACACCCAGUGCACAGGCACAGCAGCAAUUGAUUCGUGAUGCAUAUCGACACGCCGGUAUACCAGAAAAUCAGAUGUGGCAGACUGCCAUGGUCGAAUGCCACGGCACCGGCACGGCUGUGGGCGAUACCAUUGAGGCGUGCACCGUUGGCGCUCUAUUCGGAGACAAGGGGAUGCUUAUUGGAUCAAUCAAGCCCAACCUAGGUCAUUCAGAAGCAGCUUCGGCAAUUUCAAGCAUAAUUAAGGCAGUAGUGUCUUUGGAAACGAGAACAAUCAUGCCCAACAUUAAAUUCGAUACUCCUAGUGUCAGCAAAUCUGCUGCAACAGUAGGAAGUUCGGCAACGGUUCGAAGCCAUGGCAAUGUCGAGACGCCACCUCCUUCACCACCUCUGAGGAGAGAGCCAGCGACUCUGCUACUAUUCUCCGCGGGGCACGAGAAGUCACUCAAGAGGACCGCACACGACUACCAGGAGUUCCUCCGAGCCAGGCCUGCAAAGUUGGAAGAUCUUUCAUACACGUUGAUGCAUCGUCGCUCUCACCUAUCGCAUCGCACUUUUGCGGUCGUCACCGAUGACUGCGACCAAUUGGCUUUCACCCUUCCCCCCGUGCCUAGUUUCCGCCCAGGCUCACAAAUUGAGGGGAUUGCUUUCAUUUUCACCGGCCAAGGCGCUCAAUGGGCCCGGAUGGGAUCGCAUCUAAUGAAAGGUAGUAGAGACUUCCUGCAGGAUAUCAGGGAAAUGGACGCGGUCUUGAAGAGUCUUCCGCGAGAGCACCGUCCAAGUUGGGAUAUCAGAAAUGAGCUCAUGAAAUUGGAGUCUACCUCCCGCCUCGGGGAAGCGGAAUUCGCCCAGCCCAUUUGCACUGCAAUCCAGAUUGCCCUGACCAGGCACCUUGCUAGAUAUGGAAUCGCCCCUAAGGCUGUCGUUGGUCAUUCCAGCGGUGAAAUUGCAGCUGCGUACGCGGCCGGUGUCCUCACCCUGAAGGAAGCGAUUAUUGUCGCCUACUACCGAGGGUUCAUGGUCAAGGAAUCCAAAGUUCAAGGUUCUAUGGCUGCCAUUGGACUUGGAAGAGAGCAAGUCACGUCAUUCUUGACGACUCGAGUCGUCAUCGCUUAUCACAUGCGUGCAGUUGGCAUCGGGUAUCAAUCCCUUCUCAAGACAUACUUGAGGCCCAAAUCGCCAAAAGUGCCUUUCUACUCCAGCGUCUCAUCCCAAACACUCGAACGAGCCUCCGACUUUGGCGCCGAGUAUUGGCAGCGAAACUUGGAAUCACCAGUUCUCUUCCGACAGGCUGUGGUACGACUUCUCCAAACUUCGUCAACCACAUUACAUCUAGAAGUCGGCCCACACUCAGCGCUGGCCGGUCCCUUAAAGCAGAUUUACACGGAGAUGGCCAUCACUCCGUCUUACUUAGCCGUGCAAAAACGAGGCUCAAAUAGCGCAGCAGCCUUCCUUGCUGCCAUCGGCGAGAUGCACUGCCGAGGCGUCCCCGUCAAAUUUCCUUUACCUGAUGGGGCGCGGCCGUUGACAGACCUGCCACCGUACCCGUGGCAUUUGAGCAGGACCUUCUGGCCGGACUCACGGGUUACCCAGUCCUGGCAGUAUCCCGAACACUCGCCACACGAGCUGCUCGGAUCACGCUCUUUAGAUAGUACAAGUACAGCCCCGAGUUGGAGAUGUCUUCUGUCACUGGACAACGUUCCUUGGAUUGCGGACCAUUGCGUCGGCUCGGAUGUUGUUUUCCCAGCUGCCGGGUACAUCGUGAUGGCUGGUGAGGUCGUCCGGCAGCUUUCUGGGCAGGCGCCCUACACCAUUCGUGACUUACGAAUCGCCAAUGCUCUUGUUCUUCCUCGGGGGAACAAGAUCGAGCUUUUCACUUCUGUGAGAAAAGAAGAGCUCACCCGUGAGGAGACUUCGGAGUGGUGGGAGCUCAUUAUCCAAAGUCGUACUCCAGCCGGCACAUGGACAACGCACUGCAGAUGUCGUGUCAGAGAUGGUCGCGUCUCUAAGGAACCGGGUUUCCCCGGACUUGAUCCAAAGUCUUUCCUCCGUUCUGUUGAGCCUGCACAAUGGUACAAAGCCAUGUCACGGGUGGGUUACAGAUAUGGCCCAAAAUUCCGAGGCAUGAGGAAGGUUCGCGCCAGCGUCAAGUCGCCAGCUGUAUCGGUCGAAGUUUCUGAUGAACGAGAAACGCCAGAGCAUCAUUACGGCUAUGUCCUACACCCAGUCACGAUUGAUCUGAUGCUUCAGUCCCUCAUCGUCGCGAACCACUCCGGGGAACCUCGCUUACUUCAAAGGCUGUAUCUGCCGACUCAUAUUGAUGAGCUAUUCGUCAGUUCGGAGGCCUCAAAGGUGGGCCUUCUGCUCCAGAGCGUCAAGUCUGGUAGUGAGGGAGACUUCCAGGGGGAUUGCUCUGGCAAAUUGCGCGAUAGUCCCGGAGAUGAACCAGUCGUCUUCAUGAAAGGUCUCCGACUCUCUCCGAUUGACCUGGACCAUGCUACUGCAGGUGCCACGGAUAGUUCAAAGGUUGCAGUCAUGUCUUGGGAACAAGAUAUUAGUCUGGCGCAUGCCACUGACUUGGUGUCAGCGGCAUCCGACUCCUCAUUCCCAGAGACACAUCAGCUACUCGAAGAGCUUUUUGUUCUUUGCGGCGCAUUGGUACUCAAGGAGGUAGACGAAGCAGACAUACCGAUCACCGAGGCCCAAACACAUUUAGCAAAGCACUACAGCUGGCUCCGAACCCAGAUCACUAAAUGUGACCCACAGCUGCUUCAAAAAGAUACUAUAGAGAUUCGUGCGAAAAUCGAAGACAUCACCUCGAAGCUUGAGAAGACAACUGCAUCUGCUGUGGGCGUUCUUAUCAAACGUUGCUAUACACAUGCCCAAGCACUCUUCGACGGCAAAGGUAGCCCGCUCGAGGUUUUCCUGAAAAGCAACGCCCUCCACGAACUCUAUGACUGGAUGAACACCCUCUUUACCUAUAAGCCUCUGUUACGACAUUUGUCUCACAAACGAGGUCGCCAUCUCAAAAUUCUCGAGAUCGGCGCCGGAACUGGGGGGUUGACUUCCCGCAUUCUCAAAGAUUUGGCGGACUGCUCUGAAGAUGGCAAAGUCCUCGGGACCUAUGUCUUCACUGAUGUCUCUGCUGGGUUCUUCCCGGCAGCGAAGGAGCGUUUCCGUGACGUUAGUCCCGGGUUCCUGGACUAUCGCGUCUUGGAUAUCAGUCGCGAUCCAGCUGAUCAGGGGUUCAGCGGUGAAGAGUACGACCUCAUCGUUGCAAGCAAUGUGCUCCAUGCUACUCCGAAGCUGAACGAGACCUUGCAGCAUGUCAGGUCAUUGUUGAAGCCUGACGGAACACUCUUGAUGCAUGAGCUGUGCUGCAACACAAAAUGGAUUAAUUUCAUCAUGGGUUACCUUUCGGGAUGGUGGCUCGGCGACUCUGACAACCGCCCAGAGGAGCCUUACAUUUCUCCAGAGCAGUGGGAGGAGCGUCUACUCCAAGCUGGCUUCUCAUCCCCGGAAGUUGUCUACGAUGCCGGGCCACAAUACAAGCUUAACGCCACGAUCAUUGCUCGUUCUGCUGCGCCGAACGAAGGUGUCAGUCUCACUUCACAGCAAAUAACCUUGCUGUGCGAAGAGGAGUCACACCCAGUGGUAGCUGAAAUUGAACAAACCUUGCGGCGUCUAGGUCACUCUAUCACCAUUUCAAAUCCUAGUUAUGACGGCUCACCUGCUAGCAGCAUCGUGGUAUCCGUUAUUGAUCUGUGCCGCGGCGACGGCUAUUUCCACGACAUGACAAAAGUCAAGCUAGAUAACCUCAAGAGCCUACUGAAGACUCUCCGAGACACCAACUCGAGCCUACUCUGGCUUUCACGACCCUGCCAGCUCGGGUCGGUCGAUCCGACCUUCGCUCCAGUGCUCGGCAUCGCGAGAACAGCAAGAGUUGAGGUUGGAGUACAUUUUGCCACUAUGGAGCUUGACAGCAUUACUGCAGAUUCUCUAAAGGCUGUCUCCCAGGUCGCAAGCCGACUUUGCUCUCAACACGGGACCUUGAUUCCGAAUAUGGGUGAAGAUAUGGAGUUCUCCUACUCUACGGGUCGCAUCCUGAUUCCGCGAUGCAAGUGGGCUCCAAUCUCUCGCGCUCUUGCGUCCCAAACUUCAAUCUCUUCAACAAAGAUGCUGCAGGUCUCGAGGCCUGGGGCCCUACAGACUCUAAAAUGGGUUUCUCGUCAAUUGCCCGACGAUAUACCGUCCGACCACGUCAAGGUUGAUGUCCACGCAGCAGGUCUCAACUUCAAAGACGUCGUCACUGCAAUGGGCCUGAUCAAGCCUUCGGCUCCAAGAGGACUCGGAUGUGAAGCCAGCGGUAUCGUGACGGCCAUAGGAGGUUCUGUGACGAACGCUCGGGUUGGUGAUCGCGUCAUGGUUUUCGCGCCCGAGGCGGCCUGCUUCUCUACGGAGAUACUGGUCCCAGCACAGCUUUGCAUCCGCAUUCCCGAUACACUUGCCUUUGCUGACGCGGCUGGAAUGCCCUGCAUUUUCACCACGGUUCUUCGAGCCCUUGUAGAUAAAGCCGGCCUUAGGGCUGGUCAAACUGUGCUCAUCCACAGCGCCGCUGGUGGUGUUGGCAUUGCGGCCGUGCAAGUAGCUCGAUGGAUUGGGGCCAGAGUUUACGUAACUGUGGGCAGCGACGAGAAGGCAGAUUUCCUUGUCAGAGAGUGGGGUGUUCCUACAGAACAGAUUUUCUCAUCUCGAGACUUCAGUUUUGUGGAGGGUGUGAAAGCAGCGACAGGUGGUCUCGGUGUUGACGUCGUGUUGAACUCUCUGUCUGGAGAGCUUUUACAUGCAUCAUGGGAUUGUGUCGCCCCUCAUGGCACCUUCAUCGAGCUAGGGAAGAAAGAUACCUUAGCGGGCGGUAAACUUGCUAUGGCAGCUUUCGAUGGGAAUCGGUCCUUCAUUGGCGUCGAGAUGGCGAACUUGGCUGCUGAGAACCCUGCCAUCAUCUCCCGCUUGCUACAGAAAUGUGUGGACUUGUAUCAGCAAGGUUACAUCCAUCCCGUGAAGCCUGCAAAGGCAUUCACGUGCAGUAAGACUGAAGAUGCCUUCCGAUACUUGUAUCAGGGUACCCACAUUGGAAAGGUGGCCGUCGACAUGACCGAGAAAGAUGACGCGGCAUUGAAGGUAUCUCAAGUGCCUUUGCCUCCCAGCUUCCGUGAGCAAGCUACCUAUGUACUUGCCGGCGGCAUGGGUGGUCUGGGAGCAACGAUAGCGCGAUGGAUGGCCUCCCACGGUGCCAAAAGUCUGCUUUUCAUCUCGAGGUCCGCAGGACGCAGUAACGACGAUCAAGCUCUGCUUUCAGAACUUCGUUAUGCAGGUUGCGAGGUCAAUGCCAUACCAUGCGAUAUAGCGGACGAGACGUCCAUGCAAGCGGUCAUUUCGAGACAUGCUUCAUCCAAACGGAUCGCGGGCGUACUAAAUCUAGCAAUGGUGCUUGCCGAUGGUGCAGUCUCUGACCUUACACUGUCACAGUGGCAAACGGCGACAUCGCCCAAGAUACGCGGGACAUGGAACCUUCACCGCACGCUGCCUCGUGACAUUGACUUCUUCGUGCUCUUUGGUAGCACGUCUGGUGUGCAUGGGUAUCCAGGUCAAGCAAACUACGCUGCUGCCAACACCUUCCUCGAUGCGUUUUCCCAGUAUCGCCGGGGUCUGGGUCUGCCUUGUUCAGUGAUUCACCUAGGAGGCGUCGAGGAUGUGGGCUAUGUCAGUCGUACACGAGACGUUGAAGACGCCAUGACGAGAUCUGGAUCCAAACUUGUUUCCGAAGCCGACAUGCUACGAGGUCUUCAGCUCGCCAUCGCUGAAAGUCGACCAGUGGCCACGAGCGCAAACACUGGAGCACACUGGUCAGCCUCCAAUGGGCAACUGAUACUUGGUCUUGACUGCAGCACGUCUAUCAACGAUCCUGGUAAUCGAGUUGCGUGGAAGCACGAUCCUCGCAUGAACCUUUACCCAGAUAUUGCGGAGAAUGAGGUGGCCUCUCGGAAAGAGGCUGGGUCAUCCGGCUUAGCCGAAUUUCUAUCAAGUCUGCAGUCGCGACCGGAAGAGAUUGAAACGCCGGCGUCAACAACAUAUCUCGCGCAAGAAAUCGCACGCCGGAUAUUUGGGUUUCUCAUGCGGGAGGUGGAUGGAGGCGGGGUUGACAUUACUCUGUCACCUUCAGCGCUUGGAGUCGACUCUCUCAUGACCAUUGAGAUUCGUAAUUGGUGGAAACACACUCUUGGUGUAGAAAUAACGGAGUAUGGGGCCGAUAUGAUCGGAGCCAUGUUCCGAGGUGGGGUCUUCACCGAGUCGACAUAUUCGGUCAGCUCCAUGCGGAGGGAUGACUCAGCUCGGUCAGGAGCCUUCCGCCUGUUCGCCAGGCCGCGGGCUGCGGCGCAGAUUCGAGCUUUCCGACCGUUGAACUUUUCGACGACCGCGUCUGUUCGAGCUGCCGAGAUUCGCGAUGUCUCCUCUCUCCCGCCUAGAGUUAUUCCGAAAUACCGCGACCCUCCGAACUCGACCUCUGGCUUGCUAUCUCUACACUGGCCGACGCCUCCGAGGAAUAUCCUCUUGAUGCCGAAGCUGCGAUCCCCUCAAGUCCUACGAGCGACCAUCGACUUUGCGAAGCACCUACAAAGUACAUAUUCUGGUCUGAACCUAAUAUUUGAGCCGAGAGUCGCUCAGAUGGUGCACGAGUCCUUUAACUUCCCCAUCUACACAUGCGACCCAUCUGCAUUCCCGGACAGAAUCGACAUGAUCACGACGCUUGGAGGCGACGGAACCAUUUUGCGCGCUGCAAGCCAUUUCAGCAUGUACCAAGCCGUGCCCCCCAUUCUCGCAUUCAACUUUGGUACAAUAGGGUUCCUGGCAGAGUGGAAGUUUGAGGAAUACAAAAGGGCCUGGAGAGAGGCUUACAUGAGUGGGAGUGGCGUCGCCGUGGAUGAUCUAUUGACGCCACACACGAGAGUCGCAAGCGGAGAGAAGGAACACGACGUCAAGGAUGGGGCUCAGUCUGGAUGGCAUGCGUCUCCUGGCAAGAGCAUGGGACAGAGUCGGGCAGCCAAAAUCUUGCUGAGACACCGACUACGCGUCGGCGUAUACGACAACAAUGGCCAGAACAUCAGCAGCCAAUUACUCCCAACGACGAAGUCACAAGCACACCUACCAGCCGAACACCCCGAGGACACAAUACUUUCGAAACGUGACAUUCCUCAACCGAUCCAUGCUCUUAACGAACUCCUCAUUCACCGCGGGCCAAAGCCUCACCUUGCCCACAUUGACAUUUACCUUAACAACCGAUUCCUGACGGAAGCUGUCGCAGAUGGCAUACUACUGAGCACCCCUACGGGCUCUACUGCUUAUAGCCUGAGCGCCGGCGGUUCCAUCAUACACCCCCUCGUGAAAUCGCUCCUCAUUACACCAAUCUGCCCACGAAGUUUAAGCUUCCGACCCUUGGUCCUCCCCCUUAAUACCAAGGUCACACUCAAAGUCAGCAGCAAGAACCGCGAUGGCGAGCUCGAGGUCAGUAUCGACGGCAAGCGAAGUGCCGGCGCAGGUAUCGGCACUGAAAUCCGCGUCGAAGGAGAGAUGGUCGGCGAGUCCAGCAACGGUGACUGGAAGGGAGGUGUGCCGUGUGUCAUCUGCGGACCAGGCAAGGGCGACGCGUCGGACUAUGACGACGAUGGCUGGGUUGGGGGUCUGAAUGGCCUCCUCAUGUUCAACUACCCCAUCGGGAGGUGA